Cinclus cinclus is the source of this 3156-nucleotide messenger RNA. RefSeq names its product synaptopodin (gene SYNPO). The record is from RefSeq and is a predicted model, not a curated record. Gene Ontology annotation, biological process: positive regulation of actin filament bundle assembly; spine apparatus assembly; modification of dendritic spine. Gene Ontology annotation, cellular component: Z disc; stress fiber; actin cytoskeleton. NCBI's taxonomy places the organism in Eukaryota, Metazoa, Chordata, Aves, Passeriformes, Cinclidae. The coding region runs from base 1 to 3156 and encodes 1051 amino acids. Gene Ontology annotation, molecular function: actin binding. The transcript has 3 exons.
AUGCUGAGGACAAGGGUCCCACAGUUCUGCCUCCACCCCCAGCCCAGCUGCCCUAUGCCUGGCAAAGCUGAGCAGCCCCCCUGUGUCUGUGGGACAGCCAAGGGGGACACUGAGGGGGACAGAGGCUGUUGGCAGGAGAGGGGGAGCAGAGAGGGACAGAGCUGCCAUCAGCUCUGGGAUGCUCCAGUCUCUGAGCCAGGAGAGCAGGAGGGACGAACAGGACUGCUGGGAGGGAAAUCAAGUGGCAGCUGCCAGAGGGACCCCAGGAAGCUCAGUGGGGAUGCAUCACAACCCCCAUUGAAUGGCAGCAGCCUGGCCAUGGUGGAGGAGACUGCAGCCCCCCUCAAGUGCCCCGGUUCUGCCCCAGAGCUGCCCCUCACAGCAGACAGCCCCAUGGGCAACCCCAGCCAGGAGUGGAAAGUGGUGAAGAUCCAACGGGUCCUUAUCAACCCUGACUUUGAGCCAAGGAAGACAGGUCUCUCCCGCAGUGCCAGCCUCUCGGAGAAGGAGCUGAAGGAGGCGAAGGUGCGGAGCCAGAAGAUCGCGGCUCAGCUCACCACGGCGCCCGGCCCCAGCUCCAAGGGUGUCCUGCUGUUCCACCGGCGCAGACAGCGCGUUGAGGGGCUCACAGGGAGCGGGCAUGGCGGGGGGCUGCCGCUGAGCCCUGCGCCCCAGCCUCGCCAGGGGGUCAUGGAGGAGAGCCAGGGGCAGGGUAUGAAGCCAGGGCCUGGCCAGCCUGUCAAUCCAGAAGGGAUGCUGGCAAACGCCUCCCCGUGCCAGGAGCUUCCUGCUGAGGCCCAGCAGGUCCCACUCAGCGUUUACCUGAAGGAGAACAUGGCAUCAGCUGCCACCAAUAGCAUCGGCGUGCAGGAGCAGGCGGCCAGUAGGGUGGAGGGGCUCGGAAUUGCAGGAGCCCCUGCAGAGCCAAACACGGCAGCGCUUGUCCUGCCACAGAGCCCCGAGGAGGGGAAGAACGUCAAAGUGCCCAGCGAGGUGCCCUGUGAGGUGCCCAGCGAGGUGCCCAGUGCACCAGCGGGGACAGCCACAGGGAUGGCAUCCCCAGCUGGGCAGCAGCAGAACGGGACACAAGGCCGGCAGUACUACGAGGUCCAUCUCACCCUGGCCAAGCCCAAGCCUGUGAAGAACCGGACGGCCAGACCCUUUGGCACCCAGGCAUCCCCCGCCAGCGCCCAGCCAGCCGAGGAACCCCCUGCCCCCGAGCUGCCCCCACCACCAACCUAUGCAGAGACCCUCAGCAGCCCCCCACCCCUCACCCGUGUCCGCUCCCCGCCUGCCUACUCGGCCCUGUACCCCACCCAGGAGCAGAAGAUGCUGCCAGAUCCACUCUUGGGCUGCAGGGUGAGCGGACCAAACCCCUUGCCCAAAACAGGGAUCCUGGAGGAGUCGGCUGCCCGGAGAGCCAGCAGAAAGUCCAUGUUCACCUUCGUGGAGAAGCCGAAGCUGGGCCCCAAUCCCGACCUGCUGGACCUAGUUCAGAGUGCUGACAGCAGGAAGAAGCAGAAGGAGCAGAGGGAGCCCAGCGCCGAGGACGAGCCAUUUGCUCUCGGGGCUGAAGCUUCGAACUUUGUCCCCAGCAGUGCAGCCAGAGGUGUGCAGCACCUCCCACCAGCUGAGGAUGCUCCGGCAUGGUCCUCCUGCCUCAAGUCUCCCACCAUCCAGCCCAAGAAGAAGCCACAGCCCAGCCACAUCCUCACUGAAGCGAGAGGGAAGGGGGCUGAGCUCUUUGCCCGCCGACAAUCCAGGAUGGAGAAGUUCAUCAUUGAAGCCCCCUCCCAGCCCGAGCUGCUGCGGUCCCCAUCACCUACCAUGUCCCUGCCUCCCUCCUGGAAGUAUGACAACAAUGCUUACCUGUCACCUAUGGUCUCCAGACGCCCCUCCAAGAGUCCCUGCAGGCCCUCCAAAACCCCUCCUGCAUCACUGUAUGGCAGCAACCUAAUGGAGAAUGAGAUGUCCCAGAAGGAGCUGGAGAUCUCCAAGCACCAGCCUUACCAGCUCCAGUCUUCUCUCUUUAUCCUCUCCCCAUCCAAGGGGCCAACAAGGUCCAUGCCCCAGGAGGUGCCUCCACCCAGACCAUCUCUUCCCGACUCCUACCCCUAUCCCCAGCAAGCCUCCUGCCCGACAUCUCCGUUGCCUCCUUCCCCAGUUUGGCAUCCCCCAGUGGUGCCCAGUGCUGGCCAGACCACUGCCAGCCCCUUCCCCAGUGCUGCUGGGGCUCUGCCCCUGACUCAUGACAGUCAUGCCAGUCCUGGAGCCCCAGCUGAGGUGCUGCUGGCCUCCCCGUGCCGCCUGCUGCCCCCCCGGGCAAAGGCAGGUUUCCAAGCACCCCGGCCCUCCUACUCAACCAGGAAUGCCGGCAUCGAGCCGCAGGACAGGCGGUCGUCCCUCCCUGCAUCGCCCACCUGGACGCCCCGGCUGGCGCGGCGCCCGGGCAGCCUGGACGGCUGGGCCAGCCCGGCCUCGGUGCCCGAGUUGGAUGAGGGACCCCCCACGUCCCCUCCGUGGAGCGAGAGGUCCCUGUCCCCGCUGAGGCAGGACUCGGACCCCCGGGCCAGCCGGCAGAUGCAAGCGCGGCUCGCCAGGAACAUCAUCAACGCUGCCCGCAGGAAGAGCUCCUCUCCCAAAGCCGUGGGGCUGGAGAGCUCCCGGCCCUUCACCCCCAUCUCUGCCGGCCCCCGCAGCCUGCCCCAGUCGCCCCGGCUGGGGCCAAGGGCGCCGGCACUGCAGGCUGCCAGCAGCGUGCUGGGGAGCCUGGGCAGCCCCUCGCCCACCCACAAAAGCCCCUCGCUCUCGCCUCGGGCAGGCAGCCCCCAGUUCUGUGCUUCCCCCGGGAUGCCCCGAGCCGCCUGGGCAGAGGGUCGCCGGCUCCUGCUGCCAUCCGGCGCGUCUUGCUGCCCCGUGCCCAGGCUGUCCCCCAUCCCCAAGAGCCCCCUGCCAUCCCCCGUGGUGGGUGGGCGCUCCACAGCCAAGCGUUGCACCUCCCGGUCCCCGACGGACUCGGACGUCUCUCUCGACUCCGAAGACUCGGGGACCAAGAGCCCGGGAAUCCACAGCUUCAACCUCUGUCCCCGGGGCUGGACCAGCAGCCUGCGGCUGAAGACGGGGGGUCUGCCCUCAGGGGCUCCCUGCACCUCCUAG